CAGUAUAACUAGGUAGUUAGUACGAAUGAUAAAUGCAGUUCUUCAUCCAAGCAAAUUACCCCUGAAUCCGAGACACGCAAGCUCCACAGCCACGAGUCAAAAAGGGGCUUAGACGGGUUAGGGUUACCCGCGAUAUUUGGUGGAUGACUUCAUGUUGUUGAGAGCUUGCGCCGUUCAAUAGCUUAAUUGAUGCAAAUGCUCAUGUCAAUUAGAAGACGCGCGUUGUCAAACACAGUCAGAUACUCAAAACAAGAAAUGCAAUGAAACGUGGGGUUCCCACCAAGUGCCGCGUCGGCAAGCCACAUCAAACAUUUCUUCUGCUUCCUACGCCGCUUUGCCGCAGCCUUGCCUCCAACGUCUGAUGGAGAUAGAGGGGUAUCAUCCGGCUGUAUGUCUGCAUGCCCGAAUGGACGCAGAAUCCAUUAAAGGGUGCCGAAGUCAUCUUCAAGCGCCCUCGGUGACCGAGGCAAAACACCUCUCCGAUUACAACGUUGCUACUCAAAAGCCAGUUAAAAUGUCCACCUAUAUAGAACAGUUACCCCUUCCUGCCCUCCCUACCGGGGAUUUCUCAACCGUCACGCCCUUAUUCAGAAACACAACCAACAAUGGCCAACCACAAACAGCACCUCUCCCACCAACAUACCCCAACGCAGCAUCACUAAACCCGCCCUUCUUCGACCCAACUGCGCCCGCCCCUUAUCACGCCAGGCAGUUCAGCAACGGCCACCCAACCUCCAGCGUCCACAGCGACAGCACCGGAGACUUCAUCACCCCACCGACCCACCCCAACCCCGAAAUGCCCAACCCAAACCAUCACCACCACUACCAACCCUACCACCAUCAACCCCCCUACCACCACCACCGCCCAUCCCGCCCCAGCCCGCCAAGCACCGCCCGGCGCUGGAUGCUGCGCAUCAACGCGAUCCAGCGCUCCGAGCUCGGCGACGGCCUGCACCUCCCGCGGCGGAGCAACAACACGGCGGCAGAACCGAGUCCCAGCGGUGGCGACGGCGCAGCAGACGGCGGAGGGCGUGGUCAGACGCCGACGCCGGGGUCAGUGGCAGCCGCACACCAGCAGCAGCACCACCAGCAUCGGCGGCUGGUGAAGAAGCAGCGGGAGCGGGAGCGGGAGCGGGAGAAUAAUGAGAAUCACAGGGGGUUGGUGGGUGGGUUUCGGGUGCUUUGGCAUCGGGGGUGAAGAAAGGGGUGGCGGGUUGAUGGUGUGGGGCGGGGUAUGUUUUCGUGGGGGAUGGACGGAGUAAAA
Molecule: messenger RNA, 1264 nt
Organism: Chaetomium fimeti
Lineage: Eukaryota; Fungi; Ascomycota; Sordariomycetes; Sordariales; Chaetomiaceae
Exons: 3
Coding region: 362-1198 (278 amino acids)
Source: RefSeq, a predicted model, not a curated record